UGAUGUGGGAAAAAGUCCAUUUUUAUCUUGGUAUUCCGAAUGGGUUGAAAUUGCGCUUUCCGUUUUCCUAGCAAGUAAUGGUAAUUGCCUGGGAAUUCCCAAAUACACUAAAUCUGAAGGGCAACCGUUUUGGAUGGGGUUUCCUAAAGUUAUUUUCUCUGUUCUUUUUAACCUUUGUUUUCAGCUUACAGGUAGCUCUUGACUUGCGACUAAAAUCUCUGCUGCUAAUUAUGGCUGCUGUGAGUUUUGAAGAAUUUUCAGUGCCUCCUGGCUCAGAGCUGGCAUUGCCUCCUCUUUUUGGUGGAAAUAUCCUAGAAAGUGAGUUAGAAACUGAGGUAGAAUUUGCUGAUGGAGGGAUACCAGAAGACGAGGAAGAGGAGGAUAUGUUGCGGCAACAAGAGAUGACUCGACACAAGUGUCAAGUGCUUGCCCGACGAUGCAAGGAGUUAGAACAGGUGAAUGAGAGGAUGUUAAACCGGCUACAUCAGGUCCAGAGAAUAACACUGCGUCUCAAACAGGAAAGAAGGUUUCUCAUGAGAGUUUUGGAUUCCUAUGGUGACGAUUACAGACAAAGCCACCUUGAUAUUGUCUUGGAGGAUGAAGGAAUCCGUAGUGCAGUUGUUGCAACUCCUGGCAACGCAGAGAAUAAGCCCUGUGAGAAAGAACCCCCCAGGUGCCUGCCUGCCCAAGAACCAGAGAACCUUUCCCCUAGUGAAGGCCCUGUCAGCAAGAAGCGGCGACGUCAUCUGCGUGAGGAGAAGGAAGGGAGGAUGCGUCGAGCAGCCCCAACAUUGCUGCCCAUGGAGGAAUUUCCUGUGCAGAUAAAAUCUGAAGAAGAUUUCCAGUGUGAACAGGAUGAUGUUCUCGGCUCUGCCUGGCAGCAAUCCAGUCCCCAGGACAAGUUACUCCAUUACUCAAAGUUUCCCAGCCCUGGUGCCUGUUCUGAUUUUGACUGAGGCUGGCCACUCAUCUAAAGAAAGCAUCAGGGUGCCUGAGAAGAUGAAAAUCCCUUGCAGACAUCUUAGAUCUCAACCAGGAUCUAAGGAACAACAGGAUAUCAACUCCACCUGACUCCUCAACUCUAAUCCAGUGAAAGAUGAUCUGAACUGCUGGGGGUGGAGGAAGUGGUAGAAGUAGUGGUGAUGAAGUUUAAGUAAGAAACAAAAUUUUGGAGUCUGUGUGUAAGGAUAUUCAAAGGAUUAGCUUGAGUCACUGAGCUGAGUCCAUAAUGAACUCAACUUAUGUCCAUAAUCUUUGAAUGGGGAAGCAAGAAUUUGAGCAGAAACAUUUGUAUCCUUUCAAGAUUGAGGAAGGGCCGUUUUGAGAGGUCAGGGUUCAGCCUUUCCACAUUUGCCCUUCUGAUAUCUGACUUUGUAAUUCUGGUGGGUAUGGGAAAGGGGACAAGUGAUUCUUGUGCAUUAGAAAGUGCACAGAAACAGCUAUUGCUGCAUUUUACCAUGGUGGUUUCUGUGGAUGUUCUUGGUUGGAAAACCUUGUACUGAAGGAAGGCGGAGUUCUUUUAAUAUUUCUUCAAGGUUUUUCACAGUGUCUUGAUUUAUGGUAUCAUAAAAUCCAGCAUGAUUAAAAGGCCAAUUGAAGUCUGUAUGAAAGGAAGUAAUUUAUGUGCUGUUGACCUGGGUAUUUAUGAGAAUUGUUUUAUGUGUCAGUUUAAGAACUUAGCAUGUCUUUGCCAGUCCAGAAGAGAGCAUGAAUUAGCACCCUUUCCUGUAGUUUCCUCCUCAAGGAAACAUCCAAAGAGUUUCAAGAUUUUCCUGCUAGCCAUAAGGACCAGGAACUCCUCCACCGCCAAAUAUACCCUCAAGUUAGGAAUGAUAAUAUUUAAACAAGCCACACUUGUAGUCUAAUUGCAUUUUUGGAUUUAGAAGAGUUACAGAAAUACAACUGAGCAACGUUCAAGCUUAUAGCUUCUACUUUGUGGCAAGAUUUGAAUGAUACAUUAAACCAAUCAAAUGUGACUGUGUGCUUAUUCUUAUUAACAGUGCAUCUUAUGGUGUGUGUCCUUUAACAAAGAUCUAAGAUGUAAGGAAGCUGGUUUGGUGUAGUGAUUAAGGCAACAGGCUGGAAAUCGGGAGACCAUGU
Pseudonaja textilis is the source of this 2100-nucleotide messenger RNA. Lineage: Eukaryota; Metazoa; Chordata; Lepidosauria; Squamata; Elapidae. The record is from RefSeq and is a predicted model, not a curated record.